ACAUGCUUAUAUUUUUUCCUAAGAGCUCUACCACUGCCUUGUCGUAGUAAACUUUAGAAAAUGUUGAGAAUCCAAAGAGCUGCCUACAGACCAAAUGGCAUGCUUGCUUUGGCAGGCUCAGCGUCUCAUUUCGGCUUCUCUCACCCCCUCUAGCGUUUGCAAAGCUCAUGUGUCUGAUUAUCCAGUUUACCUCACUGAACAAGAGCUUGCCUAAGUCCUGCCCAUCUAUGACAUCACCCCCUUCCUCAACCACUACGAGGUGAAGCUUUAAACUUCAGACUUGGAGGUGGGCUGAAUGCAGUAGGCUGGAAGACUCUCCCUCGCUCACUUCUCAGCGCAGGAGUGAUCCGAAGCCGGACAAACUCAGGCUGCAGCUUCUGUUGGUUUUGUGUGGACUGGACGCAGCACUUGGGAGACAGGAAGGGUUAUUUUUCCAAUUCACAGUCAAUGGAAUUACAGCUCUAAACAGCAGUGUAUAUAGGAUUGCUUUUUCCCAUCUUCCUGGAGAUACUCAGUCCUCAUCUAUUUUAAGGAAGAGAAAUACAGAAGAAAAUUAGUGUGCUUCCUUUUCCUUCCAUGAAGAACAUUCAGAUUGUUUCUUUUACCUCUUAAAAGAGAAUACCUGUACUUCUAUAACGUGACUGGACCAGAAAUUCUGAGAAAACAGCAAGAAGCAAAAGCUGGAAAUCACUGUUUCACAGCAGGUAAUCAUACUUCAGGACGUAACUACUGUACAAAGUUUAUACUUGGAUAAUCCUGGAAGGGAAUAAAGGUAGGGGGUAACUGCCUGAAAAACCUAUUACUAUACAGGCCUUAGCAUCAUGAAUGGCUUUCUUCAUGAGGAUCUGAAGUUACUAUCUCUGACCACUUUGCACAGAAGAGCCAAUCAGAAUUUCAAAGAGGGCAAUUUCCACUAAGGGAAUUAAGCUACACAAAAGAAACCUUCACACAGAAACUCUAUCAGAAAGGAGGAGGAAAAAAAAUGAAAGAAACAUAGGAAGCCAUGUGUCCUGCAUAGUAACAGGAAGCUGAAUUGUUUCUGGCCCCUACUUUCAUGUGCUUGCCCACCAAACUGAACCACAGCUGGAAUGUUCAUUGACAACAGCGAGCCUCAUCUAGAGGUGUGUGCGGCAUAGGAUUACUUGAAUAAACAGUGAAGAAUAUUUCCAAGGACUAAACAAGAGUUUGUAAGUCCCAGCCCCUCACCAGGAAAAAUAAUAUACGUGCAUUGGACUCUCACCCCACGCAAAAUUUAAUCACAUCAUUCAAUAAGGUUAACAGAAGCUACCUUGUGUAAGGACCUUAACACUGCUGACCAUGAUCAGCCCAGCCUGGAACCUCUUCCUCAUCGGAACUAAAAUUGGGCUGUUUUUACAAGUAGCACCUCUAUCGGUUAUGGCUAAAUCCUGCCCAUCCGUGUGUCGCUGUGACGCGGGUUUCAUUUACUGUAAUGAUCGCUUUCUGACCUCCAUUCCAGCAGGAAUACCGGAGGAUGCUACAACUCUCUACCUUCAGAACAACCAAAUAAAUAAUGCUGGGAUUCCUUCAGAUUUGAAAAACUUGCUGAAAGUAGAAAGAAUAUACCUAUAUCACAACAGUCUAGAUGAAUUUCCUACCAACCUUCCAAAGUAUGUAAAAGAGUUACACUUGCAAGAAAAUAACAUAAGAACUAUCACUUAUGAUUCGCUUUCUAAAAUUCCAUAUCUGGAAGAAUUACACUUAGAUGAUAACUCUGUCUCUGCUGUUAGCAUUGAAGAGGGAGCAUUUCGAGACAGCAACUAUCUCCGACUCCUCUUUCUGUCCCGUAACCACCUUAGCACAAUCCCCUGGGGUCUGCCCAGGACUAUAGAAGAAUUACGCUUGGAUGAUAAUCGCAUAUCUACUAUCUCAUCGCCAUCUCUUCAAGGUCUGACUAGCCUGAAACGCCUAGUGUUAGAUGGAAAUUUGUUGAACAAUCAUGGUUUAGGUGACAAAGUUUUCUUCAACCUAGUUAAUUUAACCGAGCUGUCCUUGGUACGGAAUUCCUUGACGGCAGCACCAGUAAACCUUCCAGGCACAAACCUAAGGAAACUUUACCUUCAAGAUAACCACAUCAACCGGGUGCCCCCAAAUGCUUUUUCUUACUUAAGGCAGCUGUACCGACUCGACAUGUCCAAUAAUAACCUAAGCAAUUUACCUCAGGGUAUCUUUGAUGAUUUGGACAACAUAACCCAACUGAUUCUUCGCAACAAUCCCUGGUACUGCGGAUGCAAGAUGAAAUGGGUACGUGACUGGUUGCAGUCACUGCCUGUGAAAGUUAAUGUGCGUGGACUCAUGUGCCAAGCCCCAGAGAAAGUUCGGGGGAUGGCUAUCAAGGACCUCAAUGCAGAACUGUUCGAUUGUAAAGAUAGUGUGAUUGGAAGCACCAUUCAGAUGACCACUGCGAUACCCAACACAGUGUAUCCUGCUCAAGGACAGUGGUCAGCUCCUGUGACCAAACAACCAGAUAUUAAGAACCUCAAGCCUGCUAAGGAUCAGCGAACAACGGGGAGUCCUUCAAGAAAAACAAUUAUAAUUACUGUGAAGUCCAUCACCUCUGACACAAUUCAUAUCUCCUGGAAACUUGCUCUACCUAUGACUGCUUUAAGACUCAGUUGGCUUAAACUGGGACAUAGCCCAGCAUUUGGAUCUAUAACAGAAACCAUCGUCACAGGGGAACGUAGUGAAUACUUGGUCACAGCCCUGGAGCCUGAUUCACCCUAUAGAAUAUGCAUGGUUCCCAUGGAAACCAGUAACCUUUACCUAUUUGAUGAAACUCCUGUUUGUAUUGAGACGGAAACUGCGCCUCUUCGAAUGUACAACCCUACAACCACACUCAACCGAGAACAAGAGAAAGAACCUUACAAAAAUCCAAAUUUACCUUUGGCUGCCAUCAUUGGCGGGGCCGUGGCCCUGGUGACCAUUGCCCUUCUGGCUUUAGUGUGUUGGUAUGUUCAUAGAAAUGGGUCCCUCUUUUCAAGGAACUGUGCAUACAGCAAAGGGAGGAGAAGAAAGGAUGACUACGCAGAAGCUGGCACUAAGAAGGACAAUUCUAUCCUGGAAAUCAGGGAAACAUCUUUUCAGAUGUUACCAAUAAGCAAUGAACCCAUCUCCAAGGAGGAGUUUGUAAUACAUACCAUAUUUCCUCCUAAUGGAAUGAAUCUGUACAAAAACAAUCACAGUGAAAGCAGUAGUAACCGAAGCUACAGAGACAGCGGAAUUCCAGACUCAGACCACUCACACUCAUGAUGCUGAAGGAUCCUCAGCAGACUAUGUUUCAGGUUUUUCAAACCUAAGGGAGGUGAUGGUAGGAAUCCUGUUCUACUGCAAAACACUGGAAAAAAGACUGAAAAAAAAAGCAAUGUACUGUACAUUUGCCAUAUAAUUUAUAUUUAAGAACUUUUUAUUAAAAGUUUCAAAUUUCAGGUUACUGCUGCGAUUGAUGUAGUGGAGAUGCCUGAACACAAUUCUAUAUUUUAGUAUUUUUUAGUAAUUUGUACUGUAUUUUCCUUGCAAAUAUUGAAGUUAUAAACCAUUUACUUUGUGUUCUACUGAGUAAGAUGACUUGUUGACUGUGAAAGUGAAUUUUCUUGCUGUGUUGAACAAUCAGGACUGCGUUCACAUGAGAUCCUUGUAGUAUAAGCACAGGCCAUUUUUCACUUUGGUAUUAAUAAAAUGUAAAAAAAUAAAGAAUGGGCUGAAUGAGAAAAAAAGAUAAAUUUCAAAACUAGCUAUGAAAUAAUGUUCUAAUUAUUAAAUUUGUAUUAUCCCAGUGGUAUUCAAUAAAUCAAAAUAUGUGAAGUAAUGGGCAAUAUCUAACGUGCUGCAUAUUUCCAUUAAAUUAAAUACCCUUAAGAAAGUUAAGCAAAUCUUCUGAACUGAAUGCAUCAGCUGGCAUAAAGGAAUGUGAAGUCUCUUGUUAAAAUCAUUACCAAUAAAGCUUUAAGAAUAAAGGACUUCACAAAAACAACAAUGUAAACAUGCUUCUAAGUUAGGGGAGGAAUAUGUACUUAGGAAAAAAAACAUGAAAACUUAGACUUGUACAUGUAAUAAACAAGUACUAGAACUGCAUUUUGGUUUCAUCUAUACCAUCUUGAUUUUUUACAAAGUGAAUUGUAAACACAAAACAGUUAGUGUUUAUGAUGUUUUUUAUUGUAAGAUAUCACAGAACAAGCUUAUCUAUUAUUAAAAAGGUAGCAUAACCAUAAGCAAUUCCCCUCAGUGAUCCAGAAAAAGUAGUGCUCUAAAGUGAGAACUCAAAGGAAAAAUACUAGAAAUCAAAUUUAGAUCAGGUUUAUGUGAAACAUUUUUAACACUGUACAUAAAAUGUUCAAUUCACUUUCACGAUGAUCAAGAAUACUGCCCAUUACUGUCACAGUUUUCCAAAUAUUACAUAAUAAACUUGUACCAUUUCUUUAUUGCUUCCUACUGAAUUGUAAGCUACAACUUGUCUCAAAACCAUAUCACUUUUUGUUGUCUUUUUUUUUCAACAAAAAACCAAAGUGCAUUGUACGCCCUUUGGCCAGUCUUGUAUGUGCCUUGAUCCAACGCUACAUGUAUUCAGCUUUUAAAACUCGACAAAUUUUUCAUACUUCCUUAAAUAUGAAAAAUUAUGGUCUUAUUGCUGAAUAAAACUUAAGAAAAAAGUACAGAAUAAUCGUGCUUGCUUUCGGGAUUAUGUUACUAUCAUGAAAGUAGCAAAUUGCCCAGCACAUUAGUCCUAAACACCCCAUGUAUUUUUGUAGGGAUAAAAAUAAAAGUUGGCUACAAAUAAAAAAAUAGCAAUAUUUUGAGGCUGUGUAUCAUUUUACUUCAAAGAAUCAGUGUUGUAUGUAUAAAUUCAUUUUGCUUAUAUGUUCUACAAAUGGAAAACUUUAGAAAUGGACUUUAUCCUUUCUUGUGCAUUGCUGCCAUUGUUGUGGCUGCUAGCUCUCAAGGUGCUCUUUGAAAAAUGCUUUCAGGUAUAGUGGGUUGUCACCAAAUGAUUUGAAAUUUUGUAUCUACCAUUUAAAUGGUGUGUACUUACAAAGUAAAACCCUCUUCCUGGCUCAGUUUCUCCAAAUGUAAAUUUUUUUUAUUAAUAUCACCCACUUCACAGAGUUGUGAGUGCUAAGAAGAAACCUAUGAAAACUGUAUAAACAAGUUCUGCAAAUUCUGGAAAUCUGCCAUAAAUUCCCAGAGGUUUGCCAGUUAUUGCUGUUCAUACAACUGUGCUGACACAAAACUUUCCAACAGACUAUGAAAUAUUCAUCAUUCAUUUGUCAUCUUCAAAACGUUUCCAACAAUUUCUUAUUUUAUUCCUGUUUUAGAGGACAUUUGUUCCUAGGAAAAACUUAACCAACUUAAGUGUUCUC
This is a messenger RNA of Perognathus longimembris pacificus (Pacific pocket mouse), 5372 nucleotides long. It is a transcript of the gene Flrt3, whose product is annotated as fibronectin leucine rich transmembrane protein 3. Gene Ontology annotation, molecular function: protein binding. The record is from RefSeq and is a predicted model, not a curated record. NCBI's taxonomy places the organism in Eukaryota, Metazoa, Chordata, Mammalia, Rodentia, Heteromyidae. The transcript has 3 exons. The coding region runs from base 1318 to 3267 and encodes 649 amino acids.